AUGCCAAAGGACUAUUCAGUUGAAAUUCCAAUUGAGCUGGCCCAUGAAAUACAGUCGUUCAUAACACACGUGAAGGCACACGAGUACUCAGAAUGCACCAGAAAAGCAGAUGGGAGCAGCACAUUCAAGGACCUAAUCAAGAAGUACAAGUACGAAAUGGGACUCACGUACAAGUUGGAGUAUCUGAAGACGUAUGCUGAUAUAAUGAAGAUUGAGGCAGAGAAGGAGUACAAGAAGAUGAAGGAGACCAUUGCUAAGGACGAGUUGAUCAGAAUAUGCGAGAGAUUGAAUGAGAAGGAGACACAAUAUGUUGACACAGAAUAG
Molecule: messenger RNA, 324 nt
Organism: Enterospora canceri
Lineage: Eukaryota; Fungi; Microsporidia; Enterocytozoonidae
Source: the annotation of a GenBank genome assembly